Erythranthe guttata (spotted monkey flower) is the source of this 1937-nucleotide messenger RNA. It is a transcript of the gene CRY3, whose product is annotated as cryptochrome 3. The record is from RefSeq and is a predicted model, not a curated record. Gene Ontology annotation, molecular function: FAD binding; deoxyribodipyrimidine photo-lyase activity; DNA binding. Gene Ontology annotation, biological process: photoreactive repair. NCBI's taxonomy places the organism in Eukaryota, Viridiplantae, Streptophyta, Magnoliopsida, Lamiales, Phrymaceae.
AAGCCAAACACAACCUUACCCCCUAUCCGGCCACCAAGCAUCCACGUCACCGUACGGAUCCUGAACCCACGUGUCAUCUUCUCAACUGCUAAACAACAACCAACUCCCUCUCAACUCAAAAUUGAAAACUCCAAGAAAAGAAAAAACAAAAUUAAAUCGAAAGCCAUGAUCCACAAUUUGAACACAAUUACACGUCGACCCACAUCAGCAAACCCUCUUCUCUCUGCAACAAAGCAAUCACUCAAUUCCAUAUUUUCUCGCAGAAUUACAAUGCACUCCUCUUCCAACGCUGCCAGAGCUUCACAGAUAGUCCACCACGUCCCGGGCUCCGGGUCGCCGGAUGAAACGGGUCGGAUCGCCGACCAGACAUUCACCAGGUACAGCACCACUUCCGACCGGAAAGGCAAAGGGGUUGCGAUUGUUUGGUUCAGAAACGAUCUGAGAAUCCUGGACAACGAGGUUUUGUUCAAGGCCUGGGUUUCGUCCGAGGUUGUCUUGCCCGUUUACUGUAUCGAUCCUAGACUCUUCGGCGCCACCCAUUUCUUCGGCUUCCCCAAAACUGGAGCUCUGAGAGCACAGUUUCUUACAGAGUGUUUGGCAGACUUAAAAACAAAUUUGAUGAAAAGGGGUCUCAACCUCUUAAUCCAGCGUGGCAAACCCGAGCAAAUUCUCCCUUCUCUUGCUAAAACAUAUGGGGCCCACACUGUUUACGUGCAGAAAGAAACGUGCAGCGAGGAGAUAAACGUCGAGAGACGUGUUUCCCAGAAUUUGCAGAAAGAGUUCGUAGUAUCUACAAAACUAGAAUUGAUAUGGGGUUGUACUAUGUACCAUGUCGAUGACCUCCCGUUCGAUUGUACGUCGUUACCAGAUGUUUAUACUCAGUUUCGUAAGUCGGUCGAGUCGAAAUCUGUUGUAAGGAGAUGUAUUAGGGUUCCGCCGUCACUUGGUCCGUCGCCGAAUGUUGAAGAUUGGGGAUGCGUUCCGGAAACUUCUUCGCUUGGGGUCGAGCCUAUAAAGGUUGUAAAAGGAAUGGCAUUUGCAGGGGGUGAAAGUGCGGCGUUGAGUAGAGUGCACGAGUAUUUCUGGAAGAAGGAUCUCAUUAGGACAUAUAAAGUGACACGUAAUGGAAUGUUGGGGUCCGAUUAUUCGACAAAAUUUUCUCCUUGGCUCGCCUCCGGAAGCCUUUCGCCUCGUUUCAUUUACGAAGAGGUGAAGAGAUAUGAAAAACAAAGAGAAGCAAAUGAUUCAACAUACUGGGUGUUAUUUGAGCUUAUAUGGAGGGACUACUUCCGAUUUCUAUCGAUCAAGCAAGGGAACUCUCUUUUUCAUGCAGGUGGCCCUCGGAAAGUACAGACUAAUUGGAGCCAAAAUCGAGCACUUUUUGAUGCAUGGAAAGAUGGUCGGACCGGGUACCCUUUAAUCGAUGCGAAUAUGAAAGAAUUAUCGAGUACGGGAUUCAUGUCGAACCGUGGGCGACAAAUUGUGUGUUCGUUUCUUGUUCGAGAUAUGGGCAUUGACUGGAGAAUGGGAGCCGAAUGGUUCGAGACGUGUCUUCUGGACUACGAUCCUUGUUCUAAUUACGGUAAUUGGACUUACGGAGCAGGUGUUGGGAAUGACCCGAGAGAGGAUCGUUAUUUCAGCAUACCAAAGCAAGCUCAAAACUACGAUCCCGAAGGCGAAUACGUGGCGUAUUGGUUGCCUCAGCUACGAGCAUUGCCUAAAGAGAAGAGACAUAAUCCUGGAAUGAUGCUGUACAUAAAGACGAUCGUACCCCUCAAAUUUGGAAACACGAAACCGACGAGUAACAGAACGCGAGACGACAGAUGGAAGACCAAUACAGGGAGAUAGCGAAAUACCGGUUUUGUUUAAUUUAAUCGAUUUCGCCGAGACGAACAUGAUUUAAUACUUUCUGAAUUUAUUUAAUUAUUUAUUUAUUU